Aspergillus homomorphus CBS 101889 is the source of this 1415-nucleotide messenger RNA. Its product is annotated as endonuclease/exonuclease/phosphatase family protein. Gene Ontology annotation, cellular component: cytoplasm; PML body. The coding region runs from base 81 to 1100 and encodes 339 amino acids. NCBI's taxonomy places the organism in Eukaryota, Fungi, Ascomycota, Eurotiomycetes, Eurotiales, Aspergillaceae. Gene Ontology annotation, biological process: double-strand break repair. The transcript has a single exon. Gene Ontology annotation, molecular function: single-stranded DNA binding; 5'-tyrosyl-DNA phosphodiesterase activity. The record is from RefSeq and is a predicted model, not a curated record.
CUUCUCCACACUCCACAUUCCACAUUCUUUCUUUCUUUCCUUUCCACUUCUCCCCCCCUCCCUCCCCCAGUCCAUCAGAUAUGGAUCUCUACGCGCGUGCUCGGACAAGCAUACGCGCAUGGCUGAAAGAAACUCCCCUCCCACCUGCAGGCGACGCACAUCCUCAUUUUCAAUUCUGGCAUCAGUAUGACCCGAACGUCCAACAGUGGAUUCCUACCUAUUCAGAUGCCACUUCGAAUGACCACCCAGAGCCUGUCCGUGGGAACGACCCAUCAAAUCUCGUACUGUUGACAUGGAACAUCGAUGCAGGAGCUUCUCGGGUUCAAGAACGCGUGACCGAGAUCCUCACAUACAUUACUCAGCUUAAUCAUCCAGUGGACAUUUUGUUCCUUCAAGAGGUCUCACACCCGGCCCUGCAGCAACUCCUGCAAGAUGAGCGCAUUCGUGGGUCUUGGCUUUCUAGCGAACCUGACGGUGCAACAUGGAACGGCCGGCCCUUUACAACGGUCACCUUAUUGUCUAAAGCACGUCUCGCAUUAUAUGCCGGUUCAAACACUCAUAACAUCGUCGUAGGACCUGUAUGGAGGGUCAAAUUUCCAAGUCAUUUCGCUCGAGACGCGCUCUGCUGUGAUAUCUUCGUCCCUUCGCGCAGUGAGGCUGAAGCGUCUUGUGCGACGCGAGUUCGCCUUGUGAAUGUUCAUCUGGAUUCUCUGCCGAUCAAGCCUUCCCACCGGCCCCGGCAAAUAUCUAUCGUCUCCUCCCUCCUGCGCGCCGCUGGCCGUGGGCUAGUCGCUGGAGACUUCAAUCCUCUUCUCGACGAAGACAUAGAACUUUUAGAGUUCAAUGGUUUGACAGAUGCCUGGACAUCGCUUCACCCUCAGGAGCCUGGUUAUACAUGGGGGCUCGAUGGGCAACAACCGUUCCCCCCCAACCGACUUGAUAAAAUCGGCACCCUAGGGCUAACAGCCUCUACAAUCGAGAUUCUGGAACCGAAGCGAGUUGGGCACACUUUCAUCCCGGACCAGACGCUCACGGACGAUGCACCUCUCUGGAGCGAUCAUCAUGGUCUGCUCUUGUCUUUCAGACUGGCGGAGGAGUGAACGAUAUCUAUCUCGCUCUGGUCGGAGAAAGAUUCUUCUGAAACCGAAUAUGGCUGUGGAAUUCCUACUCUAGAACUAAUGGUGCGGAAUCUAGCGGGUGAUUGGUCAAAUCUUAAUAACCACACUUGCUCCCGGCCUGCAAACAUAUCUAAUCCUACAUGCUCAGUGGAGCACCUAUCGCACACCUCCUAUUCAUAAAUCGGCCACUCCAGCUUAUGGAACCAUCGGUAAUCCGAGCGCACCAAAUGCACCUGCAGACCAAUCAGUGUCUCGCUUCGCCAUGAUUCAAGUGAGGAAUACUUACGAUGAAGCGCC